AGUCCUAUUAGAAGGCUGGGACUGAUGAGGCAGAAUCGCAACUCCGCUGGGAACCACAACACGACAACCUGCAUCUCCAGGAGUGUAUUGCAGACCCCACUGUGCUGACCACCAGAGGCUUGUACCAUCGUCAAUCUCGUUUCGCCGGUGGUGGCUCCCCCCCCCCCCCUUUUUUCUCCUCUUCCCUCGGGGUUUCUGUGGGGUGUAUUUUGUGGGUGCGUGUGUGCAGUGGGGUAUUCUUAUCCCACCCCCCUUUUUUUGCCUUUUACAUGUUUGGGAAACCAGACAAAAUGGACGUUAGAUGCCACUCGGACGCUGAGACUAACCGGGUCUCGAAGAAUGGACAUAAGGAGGGGAAGGAGAGCAAGGGGGGCGAAGGGAAUAUCUCCACUUCUUUUCUGAAGGAACCUCCCGGCACUUUCUCUCCGUCUGCCGCUUCGGAAGACUGUAAUAAGAGUAAAUCUAAUUCUGCCGACCCGGACUAUUGCAGAAGGAUCCUGGUUCGAGAUGCCAAGGGCUCCAUCCGAGAGAUCAUCCUUCCCAAAGGCCUGGACCUGGACCGGCCAAAGCGGACCCGCACCUCAUUCACCGCUGAACAGCUAUAUCGUCUAGAGAUGGAGUUCCAGCGGUGCCAGUACGUUGUGGGGCGGGAGCGAACCGAGCUGGCCAGGCAGCUCAACCUCUCGGAGACCCAGGUGAAGGUAUGGUUCCAGAACCGGCGCACAAAGCAGAAGAAAGACCAAGGCAAGGACUCGGAGCUGCGCUCCGUGGUGUCCGAGACGGCCGCCACUUGCAGCGUGCUCCGUCUCCUAGAGCAGGGUCGCCUGCUCUCUCCUCCAGGUCUGCCGGGCCUCCUGCCCCCGUGCACCACGGGCACUCUGGGUUCGGCCCUGCGAGGCCCCAGUAUUCCAGCCCUGGGCAGUGGCAGCUCGGGCUCCGGUUCCAGCUCCACCUCCGGCCCCGCGGGUGGUUCCUCUCCGCAUCCUCCGGCUGUGAGUAGCGCGACGGGGCCCGCCCCGGCCUCUGGACUGCAUCCCGCCCCAGCCGCUGGCCACAGUCUCUUCAGCCUGCCUGUGCCAUCCCUCCUGGGCUCGGUCGCCAGUCGCCUCUCCUCCAACCCCUUGACAAUGGCUGGCUCAUUGGCCGGGAAUUUACAAGAACUCUCCGCCAGAUACCUGAGCUCCUCCGCCUUUGAGCCCUACUCCCGGACCAACAAUAAAGACGGGGCGGAGAAAAAAGCACUGGACUGAUUUUAAGUAUUUCCAUGUAUUUAUAUUUAUAGUAUCUAUUGUGCUUAUAUUUAUGGAAUCACAUACCCAAUCUUCUUUCCCUGGGCAGCCCCCUCUUUCCAUGCGGUCCCCAGACACAUCUUUUCCCUCCCUGCCUCUUUUACACCCUUUUUUACAAAUUUAAUUUCACCAUUCUAUUUUCCCCCCUGUUUUGCUUCCAUUUACUCUCCCCCUCCCCUUAUAUUUGAAUGCAGGAGAGAUCCAAAGAUCUGGGAAACACACCCUACUCCCUUUCCCCAUCCCUCCACCCCAAACCUGAGGGAAAGGAGCCAUCUGAAUCCAAAGGAGCAGUGCUGUUGGUAGGAAUAGUGGGGAGAAGGCUGAGUGUGCAGCCUCCCGCCGACCCCGCAGCCACCCGUUUAGGGUGGAAGAUUUACAGGGUUUCCUAGAGCCCAGAGCUGGUACACUCCUUCCCGCAAGGAAGGAAUAGGAAACUCCCACCGUCUGAGUGAGCCAUACAGGAAGUGAAUUUCAGAACACUUGGCGGUCACUAGGCCUUAUAGAUUUCUCUAGAAAGCCAGGUACCCUGCCCAAGUUUCCCACAAAACGAGGAAGAAUCGCAUUCCAUCCCGCUCUCCUCCCCACCGCCCCUUCCACUUUAGGAAAUCUGUGGAAAGGACUGGCAAGAAAGUUGCCGAAAGCCAUUUUCUAACGACCACCUCCACAAUACUAACAAUAAUGAUGAUAAUGAUUCUAAGAUAGGGAGAAUAAUAAGAAUGAAUCAUUGCUAAGCAAUUAAAAAUGAGUUAUAACUAUAUUCCAAGUCUAGAUACAAUUUAACUAUUAAAAAAAAAAAGAUCAUUCUGAGUUUGGAAAGUAAAACCUUUUCAAAGUGUAAAAAAAAAAAACCCAACCAAAACAACCCCAGAACAACCCAACAACAAAUUUCUGUGCAAGGGCAGAAUAAAUGGGGCUGUAAGUUUAUAAAAGAAAUUGGGCAGGAAAGAACAGAGAAAACGAUUUUUUUUUCUAAGAAAUUCCCAACCAGCUCCCCUCUCACACACCUCCAGCCCCAGUCUUGCAGCAUAAACACCCUAGGUUCUUCAUUGAGGAUCAUCCGUUGAAAGGACAUCUCAGAAACCCAUGCAGACCAAAUGCUAUUCAGAAAGGGAACACUUUUUAGGCAGCUAUCGUUGGUUUGGAAAUGGAACGGGCAAUAGCCACUCCCAUUGGCACUGCAGACUACGAAUAUUUCCAUUUUCAUAAGAAAGUGAGAUAAAACACAAUUACUUUUUUUUCCCUUGCCCUUGCUUCAUGAAAUACCCAUAGCUUUAAAUUCUAGGAAAACAAACAUGGCCCGGCUACUUCUUAAACAUCUGAGAAAGUUGGACAAUUUUGCUACUUCUCCCUGGUCCUUCAGAAAUCCAUCCCUAUAGGGAGAAUUACUCCAUCUUUCCUUAAGAUGAUGAAGAAAAAGAAGGAAGUUGUAAUGGUAGAUGUAAGGAAAAGAAAAGACAUCUCUUUCUCCCUCUCCCACGCCCCCACCCCUUUCCGUGAAAUCUGUCUUUGAAGGGUCAGAAGGUAGAAUUUAGUCCCAGGCGGAGGCAGGGGCGGGUAAUCUCCCCUCUAACCAGGCAUUUACAAACUGUGCACCUCAGUUCAUGUCACCCAUUUCUUUAACCAAAACACCAACAGACAAAACCGUGAGAUAUCUUAUUGUUUAGAGUGUAUUAGAGUCCAUCCGAAGAGCGCGCAGAACAAAUUUUUGAAAAUAGUAAUUUUAUUGUAAAUUAUUUACGUCGGGAUUUUUUUUUUGUUUUGUUUUAGGCAAUUAGUGGAAAAAUAAUGAAAUAAUGAUUCACAUGCGGGUAGGUGUCCCCUAAAUCCUGGCUACUAACUCUGUUCUGAAUGUUUUGGAUAUUUGGAUGUUUUGUAUUUAUGUGGUGAGAGUGAAAUAUAUCCUAUCUAUGAUAACUGA
Molecule: messenger RNA, 3207 nt
Organism: Monodelphis domestica (gray short-tailed opossum)
Lineage: Eukaryota; Metazoa; Chordata; Mammalia; Didelphimorphia; Didelphidae
Gene: VAX1
Product: ventral anterior homeobox 1
Biological process (GO): regulation of transcription by RNA polymerase II; central nervous system development; neuron differentiation
Cellular component (GO): nucleus
Molecular function (GO): DNA-binding transcription factor activity, RNA polymerase II-specific; RNA polymerase II cis-regulatory region sequence-specific DNA binding
Source: RefSeq, a predicted model, not a curated record